UUAGUCGCACUUGACUUCCGGUAAGCGUGAGGAAACUGCCCGGAGUGAGGGGAGACUGGCCGGAGAAAAGGCCUGGUGUUCGGGGCAAAUACACGGCAGGCAGUCCCCUACUCGUGACCGCACCGCUCCCUCCCUGUGCUCGGCCCAGCAGGCGCCCGAGCACCGCCGAACGGGCGCGAGCGGAGCGGGGCAAAGUUCCCGUCGGCCCGAGAGCAGUUCCGGGGCGAGCAGGAAGUGUUGGUCAGCCGGUCAGCGGCCUGGAAUGUGGCCCCGGGCCGCGGCGUGAGUCCAGCUGUCCCGCCGGGCUAUUUCUGUCCGGUUUACGGGCGGGGUGGCGUGUGAGCCCGAGGGACGGAGAGAGGCGUGACGGUACGGCAUGGCGGACACGUACAGGCAGAAGGUGCUGCACAGCGGCUGGCUCCGGAAACAGGGCGGAGUUGUGAAGACCUGGCAGCGGAGAUGGUUUGUCCUCCGAGGAGAUCAGCUGUUCUAUUACACCAAGGAAGAUGAGAGCAAGCUACAGGGCACCAUUUUCCUGCCAGGGAACAACGUGGUUGAGCUCCCCCCCUGCCCUGAUGACCCCAGCAGGUACUUGUUCGAGGUCGUACCAGGUCCGGGUAACCAGCGCAUCAACGCCAGCCACGAGACGUACCUGAUACAGGCGGCCAGCCAAUCAGAGAUGGAGGCAUGGAUACGCGCCAUACGCAGGGUCAUAUACGCACCGUACGGAGGCGGAAUUUUUGGACAAAGUCUGGAGGAAACAAUGAGAUACGAGCGUCGCUAUGGCAACAGAACUGUACCUGUGAUCAUCGAACAGACGGCAGCGUACAUCCGGAAACACGGGAUGGCACAGGAGGGACUGUUCAGACUCCCCGGCAGCCUGACUGUAGUGAAGGAGCUUCAGGAUGUGUAUGACCGCGGGGAACGGCCAGACUUCGAGGAGCUCCAAGCAGACGUGGACUCGGUGGCGUCUCUGCUGAAGCUGUUUCUCCGCGAGCUGCCGGAGCCGGUCGUGCCCUUCGCGCAGUAUGAGAGCUUCCUGCAGACCGCGCGGCUGCUCAAGGUCAGCGAGGCCGAGGGCGUCUCGAGACUUGCACAGCUCCUCAAGCAGCUGCCUGAAGACAACUUCAACCUGCUCCGGUUCCUCUGCAGGUUCCUGUUUGAGGUGCAGCUCCAGGCCCAGCUGAACAGAAUGACAGCUGAGAACCUUGCGACCGUGUUUGGGCCGAACAUCGCGCGCCCGCUGUCGGAGUCUCCGCUAAACAUCAUGGAGACGACAGCCCUGAUCCAGCGGCUCACGCGGACGCUCAUCGCCGAGCAGGACGCCAUGUUUCCCCCCGAUCCCGCGCUCACCGAGAACAGCGACCUCAUCGAACUCGACUCCCAGGGCAGCGGCGGGGGAACCAUGGCAACGCCAACAUGGCCGACGAACUACGACAUGUCGGACGUGGACGCGAGCAGUCGGUCGGAAAGCCCGCCGCACCGCAAGUCUGUGUACGAUAACGUUCCGGUGACGGACAGCGAGUUUGACUCGGGGUCGGAGAUGAACGAAGGCGUGACGAACAGCUGCGGCUGCAUCCCGAAGAGCAUCGAGAGCGCGCGGUCCAACGGGAGCUCCGGCCCGCUGGUCAUUGGGUCGCCGGUACCGGACAACGGCGUGAACCUGACACUGUCCUACACCGAGCUGCAGAACCAGGUCCUGGCCCUGAAGAGCGAGCUGUCACGCCAGAAGUCGGAUUACGAGUCGCGGAUGCAGAAACUCGAGCAGCGCGCCGACCGUCAGGACCGCCAGGAGCGGCAGAGCAUCGCUCGCUCCAGCGUGCACGAGCUUCCCGUCUCCUCACACGACGACUUCCUCGUUCCCACGGUGGUGCCCGCGGAGGUCGACAUGACCUUGAGCUACGGCGACCUUCAGCGGCAGGUCAAAGGUCUAAAGUCGGAGUUGACGUUCCAGAAGUCUCAGUACGAAGGACGCGUGCAGAACCUUGAGCAGCGGAACGCCAUGUUGGAGCAGCAGCUGCAGCGCCUCGAACACGACAUGAAACGUGAGAGGAUGCUCCGACAGGCCGCAGAGAUCAAGUUACGCAACGAGGAACAGGCGCGGCUCUCCGCAGAGGAGAGGAACCUGCAGCUGCAGAGGGAGCUGGACGACUUCUGUGUGGCCUUCGGAGACGUGCAGGACAACUUUGGACAAGAGACUUAAGGAGACGUGCAGGAGAACUUUGCACAAGAGACUUAGGAAUGUUCGGAGAUGUACAGGACAUGUUCGGAGAUGUAAAGGACAUGUUUGGAGAUGUACAGGACAUGUUUGGACAUGUACAGGACAUGUUUGGACAUGUACAGGACAUGUUUGGAGAUGUACAGGACAUGUUUGGACAUGUACAGGACAACUAGAGGUUACUUCCUUCCGGCUAACCCUGUAACCAUUGGAUUGGUGCCAAUACUCUCCCGGUGCUUCAGCAUACUUAAGAUUAAGACAUGUUUGUGGAUGUCCAGGACAAAAGUUUAUCUGAAUGUGGGGAACGUUUCAAUAUUGCUGUACAAUUACAGCCACAGAUCUGAACUGUUCCAGCCACAGAUCUCGGCAUCAGUGCCACUUGUGAACACCAGUGAAGAUGAGGAGUGGAGUUAGCGGGGAAACUUCAACUGUUCUUCCCAAUCAGCGUUUUGGGGUAGAGAAUUGCUCUAUUGUAAUAUGAUACAAUGUCGAGUUACAUGAUACAAUGUCGAGUUACAAGGUACCAUGUGAGACACCCCAGCCUUACAGUGUAGAGUUUCAUUUUGUAUACGGAGCCUUAGACAGACUAAUGACUGAGGAGCUCGAGGGUUGCAGUUUAACCCUCAAACUACCAAACCAAACAUGCCUUCCAAAUUCCACAUGCAAACUUUACCUCACAUUAUUAGAAGAGUCUUCUAUGAUGAUUUGACUGAUAGUAUUUUGGAGCAAAGCAGUAAAUUGAAGUACUUUUGAUACAAGAAAUCAGCUUUUUUUCUACUGGAGUACAUGUAAGUACAGACCUUUUUAUACAUGUAAAGUAUAUACAUGUAGUGCAUUGCCUCAGUUUUUAUAUCUUGCAGGUGCCUUACAUUUUACAGUUAAUCCUAUUUACUAUAACGUUUUUUUUUAGAUCUUCCCAUGGUCCAUAGCCAUGGACUUUAUUUUUAGAUUUACAAUGUUACAGAGAAUUCGGACACACCUCAGAGUCUGGAACCUUUUACAGUGGAUCAAGUAUCUUGAUUCUGUGACUGUCACAUCUUUUACAACAUUGAGGUGUAAAAGAUAACCUUUAUAUGUUAAUAGGUGUAAAAGAUAACCUUUAUAGGUUACAUUUUUAUACUGUAUAUAGUCUGUAUACUCAAGAUUGUUCACAUCAUCUCUUCAGGAUGGUGGAUAGAAAAGUUUAAUGAUUCAACUGUGCAGCUUUUCUAAGUGCCAUAAAAAUAUUAAAAUGUAUUCAGGAA
Messenger RNA from Branchiostoma floridae (Florida lancelet), 3462 nucleotides. Its product is annotated as rho GTPase-activating protein 24-like. Bases 377 to 2203 code for a protein of 608 amino acids. Lineage: Eukaryota; Metazoa; Chordata; Leptocardii; Amphioxiformes; Branchiostomatidae. The transcript has 8 exons. The record is from RefSeq and is a predicted model, not a curated record. Gene Ontology annotation, molecular function: GTPase activator activity. Gene Ontology annotation, biological process: signal transduction; activation of GTPase activity.